UUCCAGCUUUACGCACGAGACAAACAUGUGCAAGAAAGAAUCGCACUGACGAAACCAAUCCCAAAUGGCGGCGAUAGCAGCAGCGGCCAUCUCCGGCGGUGCGUCUCUUCUGCCCAAUGGAGCCGCCCUCUCCUCCUACUCCUCUGAGUACACGGGGGGAAUUCUCAGGCGCACGUUGGCACCACGGCUCCUUCCCUCGCCUGUGCCUGUUGCCCGCCUUCGCGGAGGCCGCAUCUCAUGCCGGACGUCCGCGCCCUCGCAUUCCGCCAUUUCUGGUACCAAAUCAGACGAGAUGAAAUCUGGACCUAAGGACUUUCUCCACAUCAAUGACUUUGAUAAGGAAACAAUCCUCAAGAUCAUAAAUCGAGCAUCUGAGGUCAAAGCACUGUUAAAAUCAGGAGAUAGGUCUUUCCUUCCUUUCAAAGGAAAGACUAUGGCCAUGAUUUUUGCUAAACCAUCCAUGAGGACCCGUGUUUCAUUUGAGACUGGAUUCUUCUUGCUUGGUGGCCAUGCCAUUUACCUAGGUCCUGAUGUUAUCCAAAUGGGCAAACGUGAGGAGACUCGAGAUGUUGCUAGAGUACUUUCACGCUACAAUGACAUCCUUAUGGCACGCGUAUUUUCUCAUCAGGAUAUUUUGGACCUUGCUGCAUAUUCUUCUGUACCUGUUAUAAAUGGUCUGACUGACUAUAACCAUCCAUGCCAAAUAAUGGCUGAUGCACUUACAAUUAUCGAACACAUCGGUCAAUUGGAGGGAGCCAAGGUUGUGUAUGUCGGAGACGGGAACAAUAUUGUACACUCUUGGCUUUUGUUGGCAUCUGUGGUUCCUUUCCAUUUUGUAUGUGCUUGCCCAAAAGGAUUUGAACCAGAUGAGAAGACUGUCGAAAAGGCAAGGAGUGCUGGAGUUAGUAAGAUUGAAAUUACUGAUGACCCAAAGGAAGCAGUCAAGGGUGCAGAUGUUGUGUACUCAGAUGUUUGGGCUAGCAUGGGGCAAAAAGAGGAGGCUUCAUACAGAAAGCAGAAGUUCCAAGGAUUUCAGAUUGAUGAAGCCCUGAUGGAGAUUGCUGGUCCAAAGGCUUACUUCAUGCAUUGCUUACCCGCAGAGAGAGGCGUAGAGGUUACCAACGGUGUCAUCGAAGCUCCCAACUCAAUUGUUUUUCCCCAGGCCGAAAAUCGGAUGCAUGCACAAAAUGCCAUCAUGCUCCACCUCUUGGGUCUCUAGGAUCAUCAUAUCACUAACUAUGUGAUGAAAGGCUAAUCAAGGUCUCUUCCUGUUUUUCCAAUAGGAUUAUCAAAUUGGAUUUUGGAAGACAGUUAAUGAGGUUUCAGUACGUCAUCUACUGAUAAAAUAAGGAUAUCUUUACAGUAAAUUUGGAUUAAUUCGCCUGUACGGACAAUAUUCUCACCUCUCAUAUUUGAAUGGUGGGACCCACUCAGGGUUAGUAGGGCUCAUUAUCUGAAUGUGAGAGGUGAGGACACUGCUUAUAUACAAGUAUUGAAAUUUUCCGUCAAUUGAGGUGAGGGAAGGAUAAUAAAAGAGAAUGUAAUUUUUAAUCUUAUUUUAUCCUCCGGUAUCUUUCAAAUGGCC
Messenger RNA from Zingiber officinale, 1585 nucleotides. Its product is annotated as ornithine transcarbamylase, chloroplastic-like. Gene Ontology annotation, biological process: L-citrulline biosynthetic process. Gene Ontology annotation, molecular function: ornithine carbamoyltransferase activity; amino acid binding. Gene Ontology annotation, cellular component: intracellular membrane-bounded organelle. The record is from RefSeq and is a predicted model, not a curated record. The transcript is spliced from 5 exons. Bases 65 to 1219 code for a protein of 384 amino acids. Lineage: Eukaryota; Viridiplantae; Streptophyta; Magnoliopsida; Zingiberales; Zingiberaceae.